AAAAAAAACCCCUUUUGUUAUGAAAUUUGGGUUAUUUGAAUGUUGGGUGAGAAGUAUAUUUUGAACUCAUUUUUUUUUUAAUUUGGAGAAUUAACCACUAAAAAUAUGAAUUUUGGAAAACCCAAUAGAACUGGUGCAUUGCCAAGAAGUACUGUACCAUUAUCUAAUGUUACCAUUCUGUUAGAAAACUUGUCUUCACAACAGAAUUUUCAAACAAUUGCCUUUAGGUUCUUUAGAGAACAAAGGAAUCCUCUUUCAUAUGCCUUGAAUUUAAUGCUCUGUACAAAAGGAUUGGCAAAAGGACAAUCUUUAUCUUUUUCUCGAUCCAUUAUGGAAGCUCUAAAGAAAUGGUGUAAUUUAAAUGACCUUUCGAAAUUCUUUACACGAGAACAAAAAAGUGAGGCCUUGGACAAAGUAUUGCAACUUGGUAAUGGAAGCUUAGUCGGUUUAGUUUGUGAAGUUUUGAAAAUUAAAGAGGAUUCUGAAUACUUUCGAGUAAUUGUUCAACAAUUGUUGCAUGAGCAAAGCUUUAAAGAAGCUUAUUACAUCAUCAUGGCCUUGGACUUAGAACAGUGCAUUCCUCUGAACGAAUUUGCAUUUCCCAUAUUUGUUUUGGACAAAGAUACCUGGCUCAAAGAUUAUCUUAACAAGCACAAAGAUUUACAACUAGCAUUCUUAAAAACCUUAGAUUCUGUUUGUCAAACUGGUGCAGAAAUACAGCAAUUUAUCAGGUCCUUCCGAGUUCAGCCUACAGUAAAAGGACAUGCUUUUGAACCAAAUCGUUUCCAGAAAAGACUAGCAAAUUUGGUUGAAUACUUCGAGUUUGAUUUGAGAGAGUUUCCAAAUUUGUGCCACAUUCGUUCUGCUAAUGCUGUGAAUUACUUAUUUAGGAAAAUGUUCACAGAAAAUUCCAUAGGCAUGGAAGCAUGGGAGGAACUAACAAAGCUUAUUGUUGCUGACAACACAUUGCUCCAAAAAGAACUUCUUAUUAAAUUAGUUUGUGUCAAUGAAACCUCUCUUGCUUUGAAAUUUGCUAGAGAUUUCGGGCUGAAGGAAGAGAAUUGGCCAGACGUUUUACAUAUAAAUGCUAUGUCUCUUUCAGAAGAUACGAAUUCCAAUGAGCUAAAGAAUUCAACUGAUGAUUCUCAAUCUUACCUUACCUUAAGGCUUUUACAUUCUGAUAUUCACAUUAUUGAUACAAAGGAAACAUUCUUACAAGCCAUCAGUGAUAUAUCAGAGAAUUAUGAUACUGUUGGUAUUGAUGCAGAAUGGAGGCCUAAUCUUGGUAUUAACUCAGAAAAGUUAUCCCUUCUUCAACUUGCAGUAUGGGAUUUUGCUUAUUUGAUGGAUAUUUUAAAAUUACAGGAAUGCCUUAAGCAGUGUGAUUGGGAACAAAUGAUGGAGAGAAUAUUUUGUAGCAAAGAUAUUUUGAAAUUAGGAUAUGGAGUUGAUGGUGAUUUACAUAAACUCACGAAACUGAUUCAAAUGGAGAAGGCUCAAUAUAAACAGUUCCAUCGAUUAGUUGAUCUUGGAAGUUUUUGUAAAAAGGCCUCAUCUUUAUAUCCUCAAGCCUUUGCUGAUUUUUCAAUGAGUGAAAAAAGUGAAGAGAGUGAUGUUGAUGACCUUUGUGCUGUUGAGUCAAAAGGGCUGAGCCAGCUGUGUUAUAAUAUGCUGGGAAGGCCCCUCAACAAAAAUGAGCAAUUUUCAGAUUGGGAAAAGAGGCCCCUCAGGCUCAGCCAGAAAGUUUAUGCCGCUUUAGAUGCAUAUUGCCUUCUCCUCAUUUAUGAGAAAUUGUUCCAUGCAUUUCAAAGGGAGCACCUGAGUUUCGAUGAAGUGCUAGAAUCUUGUUUGUCGCAUGUACCCAAGAAGAAAGCCAGUAAAAAGAAAAAAUCUAAACAAGUGGUGCAUUCCCCAAAACCAGUCUCGGAUUUCAGAGCGGUGGCCGAUAACAUGGCCCAAGGUGUUGGAAGGUAUCUUCGACUCUUCGGCGCAGAUGUCAUCUUUCUCACAAACGAUGAUGAUCAUAUGCAAGCUGUAAAAAUUGCUCAAGCUGAAGACAGAGUCAUUUUGACAUCUGGAAGAGCAUAUGAAAAGCUAAGGGGCUACAUGCCAGAGGGUAUGUGCUUCUCUGUGCCAAAUGAAGUCAACGCAAAGAAACAAGCUGCAAUUGUGUUAAAGCACUUUAAUGUUCAAUGUAAUGAAUCGGAUCUAUUUUCACGUUGCUCGGUAUGUAAUGGAAAUGAGUAUCAGAGCAUUGCCAGUGAUAAGCUCUACUCGAUGCGGACUGCAGCAAUGCAGAAUGGCUCCUCCAUCUCAAACGAUACAUCCUACAGUGGAGCUCCGAUUCAAUUCUCUGCUCUGUCUGAACAAGUGUUUGAACGAGUGAAGACAUUUCUUAUCUGUGUUAACUGUGGAAAGGUGUACUGGGAAGGUAGCCAUUAUUCUCGCACAAAAGAGCAUUUGUCCGAACUCAUAAAUUUGGGAGAAAGCUCCCAAGGGAAUAUUUGUGAAAUCUUAGAAGAAUCGAAGUCUGAUAAGGGUACUCCUGUUUGCAGCUCAUCUGAAGAAAUAAUAACAAAGGAUGAAAUUGAAGCAACACAUAGUUCUUCAGCAAGGACUAUAAUGCAUUUUGAAGAAUAUUCAUCGGAGGAUGACAUUGACGAUAUAGUAUUUUGUUAAAAAUUACUAUAUUUUAAAAAUUGUUCUUAAUUUAUAAUAAAAUGAUGUAUAUAUUCUAUAUUAGUUGUCUUCACAUACAUAGAAAGCUUCACAUUCUAACAAUGUGACUGAAAGACCUGGAAAAUUCAGGGAAAUUUUUUUAAACCACACGUGUAUGAACCCUGUGAAAAUUUCUGGAUAUUGAAUGCAAAAUAAGCAAAUUGGAAGUUGCUAAACAUUAAAAAAUAAAGCCAAAUCAAUAUAGAUAGUAUCAGGGGUCUGGCCAGAGGAUAUUUGGGUCCGUUAACGGACCCUUCACAAAAAUCCGAUCAACCAAAACGGACCUUUCACAAAAUCCCGAUAAACAAGAUCGGAUCUUUCACAAAUUGU
Uloborus diversus is the source of this 3048-nucleotide messenger RNA. RefSeq names its product exonuclease mut-7 homolog. The coding region runs from base 106 to 2679 and encodes 857 amino acids. The record is from RefSeq and is a predicted model, not a curated record. NCBI's taxonomy places the organism in Eukaryota, Metazoa, Arthropoda, Arachnida, Araneae, Uloboridae. Gene Ontology annotation, molecular function: nucleic acid binding; 3'-5' exonuclease activity. Gene Ontology annotation, biological process: nucleobase-containing compound metabolic process. The transcript has 19 exons.